AUGAGGGUUGAAUAUGUAUUCAAUGGUAGCAAUAGCAACAAUAAGAAAAAAUCUUCAUCGUCCUACGAAAUCGUAUUCAAAUGCGAAAAUGUUCCUUUCAAUGAUGAUAAUGAUAAUGAUGAUGGAAAAUUAAAGAAGAAAAACGAAGGAAACGUCAAGGGACAAAUUCAAAUGGAAAAACUAAAAGAUAAAACGGUAUCGGACGAUGAAAGCGAAAAACUUCUCAUUUCUUUAGUCAGCCUAUUGAAAAUACAAAAAGAAAAAUGUCGUUUGAAUUACGACGAAGUAUCGGACUUGAUAUCGAGGAGUCCGAUGAGGAACCAUCACCACCACCAUCAAGAUUAUUCUCACGGAAGUACAAAAUCAAACGAUUAUCCGUACGCAAUAUCGAAAGUUUGCAACGGCGUGACAAGAGUCGUGGAACCAGACAGAACGAAUACCUCGUCAUUGUACAAACGCAUAUAUUCGUCUUUGCAAUCUCAGAACGUCGCCGUCGGGUCGGGUCACAACCACCUCAACCACCUUCACCACCACCACGUGAGCGACGUUGAUUUAUGCGACAUUAAUCUAUGGUUGAACCUUUGUAAAAAAGAUCCGAAACUUCUAAACGAUUUCGUACAAGACUGUCAAAGCGAGUUAAGCAAAAAAGAAAUGACAAAUUCAUUGACGACUCUGUCGAAUUUCUACGAGCAUAGGUUUAAUAGUAGCAGUAGCAGUAGUAGUAGUAGUAGUAGUAGUAGUGGUGGUGGUGGUGGUGGUGGUGGUAGGAACACGUGUGCAAGUGUUUCUAGUCAGUUCACGUCUCCGGCUCAGAGUCCAUCCGAAAGAAGUCUCACUAGUCCGGAAUCGGUGACGUGCGAGGAAAAUUCUCUGUAUUUCACAAAGUCUCCGAGGAUACCCUCUCUCGAUUCGAUCACAAUUAAAGCCGACGGCGAUGACAAGUAUAGAAACAUUAAUAACGAGUCUAUACCGACGAACGUGAACGGAAACAACAAAAACAACGCUCAUUGCUCAAACGCCGUACACGACUUCAACAUAAAACCAGACGACGGGUAUAAAAGUUCGGAAAUGACGGCGGGAUCACCGGAUUCCGUACCGAACAUAGGCACGGUCAUGUUGAACCUCGCCGAAGAUCCCUACGAAAGUACAAUAGACUUAAAUCAAUUUGCAAACGUUUGCGAUACUCAUACGGAACCUCCUCCGCCGACGACACCGACAUCGCCAUCUUUCUCAUCUUUCUCAUCGUUCUCAUCAUCGUCGUCUUCGUCCGCAACGAUCAUUUAUACGGAAAGAGAUGCUCUCAAUGCCAAACUCGAUCCGAAGGCUAAAGAAAACGCUUGGGCUCGAAUCAACCAACUCGACAUUGAUUUAUUAGGAAAGGGUGACGAAGAAGGAGACACGCAGCUCAUGAUACUCCUCGUUUCCGAUAAAAUGACUCUCGAAUACGUGUACGUCAUAGUCGAAAGGUUGUUAAAAGAAAAUCCCGAGUACCUGUCUUGUAGAAACGAAUUAAAUCAAGAUGCUUUUUAUUUGGCAUCGUGUAAAUUAGUUAGGGAACCACUGUUAGCAAGUUACAUUGGAGAAGCUUUGAUUAGAGGAGGACAAGACGUGAACAAAAAAUACGACGGUGGAAAUACGAUACUUCAUCAUUUGGCUCAACGUGGCGACAGUCACGUGAAAAUUUUAGAAAAUUUACUCAAGCUCAAUAAUAAUUGUAACAAGAUGGCGUUCGAUGUAAAUAAAAAAAACAACAGGGGAUUCACUCCGCUUCACGUUGCAUGCGAACAACAUAAGACCAACGUUUUGCAUUCUUAUCAAACGGUUAAGGUCCUAAUGAAAAAUGGAGCGGAUUGUUCUUUGAAAGAUUACAAAGAUGAAAAUACUCCGUUGCACGUACUCGUUAACGAAUCGUGCGAUUUAGAUCUAAUGCGUAUCAUAUUAGAAAACAGGUGUGUCAUAUCGAACAUAAGCGGAAACAACCUACCUCCAACGGCCGUACCCAACAGGCAGGGUAACACGGUCCUUCAUUUAUCCUGCGGCCGAAACACGUUAAGUUUACAACAUCAGAAAGACCUGAUAAGGCUUUUGCUCUGGCACGGAGGCAUGAUACAAUUGAAAAACAUUAACGGUUGCGUACCUUCCGUCCUAGUCGACAGCACAAGAAAACAAUCACCGUUUGAGGCAAUCGUGAACGAUGUGAAAGAAAAAGAAAAAAGAACAAAUCCGACACCCGUCAUAAACAUCGAUGCCAUCAUCAACGACGUCGUCGUCGUCGUCGUCGUCGUCAUCGUCAUCUACGUCAUGAUAAACGCGUUUUAA
Molecule: messenger RNA, 2319 nt
Organism: Pediculus humanus corporis (human body louse)
Lineage: Eukaryota; Metazoa; Arthropoda; Insecta; Psocodea; Pediculidae
Exons: 6
Coding region: 1-2319 (772 amino acids)
Molecular function (GO): protein binding
Source: RefSeq, a predicted model, not a curated record